Molecule: messenger RNA, 2730 nt
Organism: Cucumis melo (muskmelon)
Lineage: Eukaryota; Viridiplantae; Streptophyta; Magnoliopsida; Cucurbitales; Cucurbitaceae
Product: cationic amino acid transporter 1-like
Exons: 3
Coding region: 1-1758 (585 amino acids)
Biological process (GO): amino acid transport; transmembrane transport
Cellular component (GO): plasma membrane
Molecular function (GO): L-glutamate transmembrane transporter activity; L-lysine transmembrane transporter activity
Source: RefSeq, a predicted model, not a curated record
AUGGGACAGCCGAGCAGUGAUGGUAGUAAUGGAUCAGAAGGGAUAAGAAGAAGAUUCUGUGGUUGUGGGAAAGAUGAUUUUCUACCAGAGGAGUCCUUUCAGAGUUGGGAAAAUUAUACAAAAGCACUUAAGGCAACCCCGCUUCGUCUCUUCGACAGGCUCACCGCCCGAUCAGCAGAUCACACCGAGCUUGUUGAGAUGAAGGCUCGAAGCCAGCAUCAGAUGAAGAAGACCCUCACAUGGUGGGACCUCAUGUGGUUUGGCGUAGGCGCCGUCAUUGGUGCCGGUAUAUUCGUCCUCACCGGUCUCGAGACUAAGAAACAUGCUGGCCCUGCAGUCGUCUUGUCUUACAUCGUCUCUGGCAUCUCCGCCAUGCUUUCUGUCUUCUGCUACACUGAGUUUGCCGUUGAGAUUCCGGCUGCUGGUGGAUCAUUUGCCUACCUAAGGGUAGAAUUAGGGGACUUUGUGGCAUUCAUCGCUGCCGGAAAUAUUCUUCUCGAAUACAUCAUCGGAAGCGCAGCCGUAGCUCGUGCAUGGACGUCAUACUUUGCCACCCUCUGCAACCACCAUCCAAACGAUUUUCGUGUCCACAUAUCUGCUUUCCCUGACGACUACAACCAACUCGAUCCCAUCGCCAUUGUCAUUAUCCUCAUCAUCGGCACCUUCGCUCUAGUGAGCACCAAAGGCUCCUCCCGCCUCAACUAUGUUGCCUCCAUUUUGCACGUUGUUGUCAUCGUCUUCAUCAUCAUUGCUGGGCUAACUCAAGCAAACCCAAAAAACUUCACUCCCUUUGCCCCCUAUGGCCCUCGUGGCAUCUUCGAGGCUUCCGCCGUCUUGUUCUUUGCAUACGUCGGGUUCGAUGCGGUGUCGACAUUGGCAGAAGAGACUAAGAACCCAGCUAAAGAUAUCCCCAUAGGACUUGUUGGAUCCAUGGUGAUCACCACCUUUCUAUAUUGCAUUCUUGCUGUUACGCUUUGCCUCAUGCAACCGUACCAAAAAAUUGAUGCAGAUGCACCGUUUUCUAUGGCUUUCGAGGCUGUCGGUUGGAGUUGGGCUAAGUACAUUGUCGCUGCUGGUGCUAUUAAAGGCAUGACAACUGUGUUGUUGGUCGGUUCUGUUGGUCAAGCUCGGUAUCUCACACACAUUGCUAGAACCCACAUGGUGUCUCCAUGGUUUGCCAAAGUCCAUGAGAAAACUGGAACUCCUGUAAACGCAACAGCAGCAAUGCUCGCUGCAACAGCGACAGUCGCUUUCUUCACAUCAAUGAAUAUUCUCUCAAACCUUCUCUCAAUCUCCACCCUCUUCAUCUUCAUGUUAGUAGCCAUAGGCCUUAUCAUCCGACGCUACUACAGCAGCGGCGAAACCACAACGUCAGACCGAAACAAGCUCUUAAUAUACCUAGUUUUGAUAAUCGGAUCUUCAUUAGCAACCGCCGCAUAUUGGAGCACAAGCGACAAUUGGAUCGGCUUUGCCGUGACCCUACCAAUAUGGUUCUUAUCAACUCUAGCUCUAUGGCUCGGCGUCCCACAGGCAAAGAAGCCGCAAGUGUGGGGCGUGCCAUUGGUCCCAUGGUUACCUUCAUUGUCCAUUGCCAUUAACUUUUUCCUUCUUGGGUCCAUUGAUAGAGCUUCAUUUGAAAGGUUUGGGAUAUGGACUGGGAUUCUCUUGAUUUACUAUUUCUUAUUUGGAUUGCAUGCUUCUUAUGACACUGCCAUGGCCUCCAAGACCAAAACAGCAGAAACUAAUGACAGUGUGUGAAAUAAUGGAAUUGGAAGAAGAAGAAGAAGAAGAAAAUUUAUUAGUUGUUCGUUUAAUUAAUAGCUAUGAGAAGAUUUAUGUUCUUAAUUGUACUUUAUGUGUAUUUUAAUUUGUUGUAUGGUGUAAUGCAAUAUGAAUCUUUUUUUUUUUUUUCUUUUUUUUUUUUCUCAUUUAUCCACCAACCUCUAAUAUGGAUUUAAGAAUGUUACAAAUACAAAUAUGAAUAGUAGUUUAGACCGACGAUUUAUUAAAAUCCGAAAUCUUCUCCUUUUUCACUUUAACUCCGUUCGAUUUCAUUGCAUACUCUCCGGCUUCCAUGUGAGUUAUGAUCUUCUUCUUCUUCACAACCCUAAUUCCUUAACCAUUCCCUUCACUAAUGGAAGAUUCCGAGGGCGUUCUCAGUUUCGAUUUCGAGGGCGGCCUCGAUGCCGGCCCCACGAACCCCGCCGCCACCUCCUCCUUACCUCUCAUCAAUUCCGACUCUUCUGCCCCACCCGCUGCCUCUGCCGUCUCCAACUCCCUCUCCGGUGCCCUCGGUCCUGCGGUUUCAGCUGAACCUCCUGGCGCCCCACCUGGUAACGUCGGCAACCGGAGGAGCUUCCGGCAAACGGUCUGCAGGCAUUGGCUCCGUAGUUUGUGUAUGAAGGGUGAUGCUUGUGGCUUCCUUCAUCAGUAUGAUAAGUCUCGGAUGCCCAUUUGCCGAUUCUUCCGUCUUUAUGGCGAGUGCCGUGAGCAGGAUUGUGUCUAUAAACAUACCAACGAAGAUAUCAAGGAGUGUAAUAUGUAAGUUUUGAGAAUUGGAAUUUGGAAUCCAAUUGGUUAGUUGUUCGUCAGAUUUGCGUUUGUUUAAUUUCUUUGUAUUUUUCUUUUCAUCGGAGGUGAUCAAUGUCUGCUUUCAGCAUUUAUGCCUUUCUUUAUCUCUAGUUGUUGAAUUUUUUUAGUAUCAUAUGCAGUUCAUCGAUUUCAGACUGG